UUAGGUCACUUUCUUCUUCUCUCCCUUCUCUUCCGUUUCUGUUCUUCUUCGUUCUCUUCUCUCUUUGUUCUUCAUUAGUUUUCUUUUCUCCUGGGGAGGUAAAAAAAGACCAGCUUGGGGAAAUAAAAAGUAUAAUUUUUUUUUUCUGUUAGGAAUCAAUGGCUUGUGCUGCUCACAAUAUCGCGAGCUCACUGAGAUUUCCAGAUUUCGGACCAGCAAAAGUAUUCCCCAAGAAUCAUCUUUGCAGUGGCUUGAGUUCAUCAGUUUCCUUCGUGGGUUACCAGAAAUGGAGAUGGAGUGCUCUUUCAUUGUCACAUAUUGGAGAAUUCCCUGUGUCGACUCGUUGGAGCUUCAUCACCAGGGCGUCGAAUAGCUCCAAUGGGGAUUUGCAGGGAAAUGCCUUCUCUGGCAGCGGCAAUGGCAGCGCCAAGGACGCUGAAGAAGGGGUAGCAGUGCUGGUCAUUGGCGGUGGAGGAAGGGAGCAUGCACUUUGCUAUGCCUUGAAGCAGUCUCCGUCCUGUGAUGCAGUUUUUUGUGCCCCUGGUAAUGCAGGGAUUGAUCAAUCGGGGGAUGCCACCUGCAUAUCAGACCUAAAUAUCUCUGACAGUGCAGCUGUGAUAUCCUUUUGCCACAUGUGGGGAGUUGGCCUGGUGGUAAUUGGUCCAGAAGCUCCUUUAGUUGCUGGUCUUGCGAAUGACCUUGUUAAGGCUGGGAUCCCAACGUUUGGCCCAUCAGCAGAGGCUGCAGCAUUGGAGGGAUCGAAGGACUUCAUGAAGAAGUUGUGCGACAAAUAUGGCAUCCCUACAGCAAAUUAUCGAACCUUUACAAACCCUUCUGAUGCAAAGCAAUAUGUUAAGGAGCAAGGAGCGCCUAUUGUUGUCAAAGCUGAUGGAUUGGCUGCUGGGAAGGGAGUCAUUGUUGCCAUGACUUUGGAGGAGGCAUAUGAAGCUAUAGACUCAAUGCUGGUUAAUGGUGCUUUUGGAUCUGCUGGUUCCCGAGUCAUUAUUGAAGAAUUCCUUGAGGGUGAAGAAGCUUCUUUCUUUGCUCUGGUGGAUGGUGAAACUGCCUUACCGCUUGAAUCUGCACAGGACCAUAAAAGAGUGGGCGAUGGGGAUACCGGCCUAAAUACAGGUGGAAUGGGUGCAUAUUCUCCUGCACCAGUACUAACAAAAGAACUUCAGUCUGCAGUCAUGGAAUCAAUAAUCCUCCCAACAGUGAAGGGGAUGGCAACUGAAGGGUGUAAAUUUGUUGGUGUGUUGUAUGCUGGUCUUAUGAUUGAGAAAAAAUCUGGGUUACCUAAGCUCAUUGAGUACAAUGUCCGCUUUGGAGAUCCUGAAUGCCAGGUUCUGAUGAUGCGGUUGGAGUCCGAUCUGGCACAGGUUCUGCUUGCAGCUACUAGAGGAGAGUUGGGCAGGGUAUCACUGAGUUGGUCAUCUGGACCGGCUAUGGUGGUGGUGAUGGCUAGUCGAGGUUAUCCAGGUGCCUAUGAGAAGGGCACUGUGAUAAAAAACCUAGAAGAAGCGGAGCUGAUUUCUCCUAUGGUUAAGAUAUUUCAUGCUGGAACAGCUCAGGAUUCAAAUGGCAAUUUCAUUGCCUCAGGGGGUCGUGUGCUUGGGGUAACUGCGAAGGGAAAAGAUUUAGAAGAAGCGAGAGCAAGGGCUUAUGAUGCAGUUGAAGCAAUUGACUGGCCUGAAGGAUUCUGUAGGCAUGAUAUUGGCUGGAGAGCACUUAAACGCAUGCCAUUAGCAAGUCGCUAAUAAGCAGAAUUUUUGUAAGCAUUGGGACUCACUGGCUUUUUUUGACAAGACAAAUCAUAAAAACUUUUACCAGAACCAUACUACAUGAGGAAGCAGAGAAAGAGAGAGUGAGGCAUGCAAAGAUAAGCUGUGAAAUGCUUGUUGGAAGCUGAUAGCAAAGAAAGUUACUUUGUUGAUGUAGCCUUUUGCCUUGGUGCUGUUCAUGCUUAACUUAGAUCUAAAGAGAUGCAUUAAUCCAAUAGACCUGCAGCUUGAUGAUUUUUCUUACCAGCUGAUCUGAGGGAGGGUGAAGAAGGCCCAGUCAUGAGGCAGAGAUAAGAAACAAUAAAUGGAAAAGCUAGUGAGUGUUACGAUAGAUGAGGUUAUACAUAUUGGUACGAUUGAGUCAGAUCGGGUGAUAGUUAAUUGUAUCAUGUUUGUGUAUGCUUCUCAAAUUUCAGCAUAUAGCCCGCAAACUUAUGCCAUGGUAUAAAAAUGCAUGCCUUGCCAUCAAUUAUCAAUAUCAAUUAUUAAUACUUGUGCUUCGAUUUCAA
Phoenix dactylifera (date palm) is the source of this 2290-nucleotide messenger RNA. RefSeq names its product Glycinamide ribonucleotide (GAR) synthetase (gene PUR2). The record is from RefSeq and is a predicted model, not a curated record. Gene Ontology annotation, molecular function: phosphoribosylamine-glycine ligase activity; metal ion binding; ATP binding. Lineage: Eukaryota; Viridiplantae; Streptophyta; Magnoliopsida; Arecales; Arecaceae. Gene Ontology annotation, biological process: purine nucleobase biosynthetic process.